Nannizzia gypsea CBS 118893 is the source of this 528-nucleotide messenger RNA. RefSeq lists its product as hypothetical. NCBI's taxonomy places the organism in Eukaryota, Fungi, Ascomycota, Eurotiomycetes, Onygenales, Arthrodermataceae. Bases 1 to 528 code for a protein of 175 amino acids. The record is from RefSeq and is a predicted model, not a curated record. The transcript has 3 exons.
AUGGGGGUCGCCCUCGCAGGGCGGGCUGGAAAAAGAAAAGAAAACAGCAAAAUUAUAGAGGGUGGAACAACUGAAAAUAGCCGUUUCAAGCUCAUUUCCUCGUUUGAUUCGACGAAUUGGACAUCGGCCUUCGUCUGUAUCUUGCUGUUCUCCCUUGGCCACUAUGUUAUUCUCUCGAUGAUCAGACCUAAGGAUUUUCUCCACGGUGUGACUGGAAGAACCCGAGGAAAAAGGGGGCGAAAGCAAACAAAGGGCAACGUCAACAAACAACCAACGGCUCCGAAGCGCAAAAAAACGGCCCCGUCCCUAGCAAAGAAGGGCUGUGAUGGCCCCCGAAAAAUUGACUGGCACGGUAUCCAAAAGGGGUACCCACAAGCCGCGCGCACCCCACGGACGCUCCGUAUAUACGGAAGGUCCCCAACCAUGGCCCGGCAGCACUCCGCAAUACACGCCUCGAACGCCGAUGUGGCCUCUCUCCUUGGCCCGUUGCCUUCAAACACUUUUGAAUUCCCGAGACCUUACCUUUGA